Molecule: messenger RNA, 5829 nt
Organism: Lytechinus pictus (painted urchin)
Lineage: Eukaryota; Metazoa; Echinodermata; Echinoidea; Temnopleuroida; Toxopneustidae
Product: dolichyl pyrophosphate Man9GlcNAc2 alpha-1,3-glucosyltransferase-like
Exons: 12
Coding region: 534-2105 (523 amino acids)
Biological process (GO): protein N-linked glycosylation
Cellular component (GO): endoplasmic reticulum membrane
Molecular function (GO): dolichyl pyrophosphate Man9GlcNAc2 alpha-1,3-glucosyltransferase activity
Source: RefSeq, a predicted model, not a curated record
AAUUAGAGCAGUUCUGCGAGCUGUCCUGACUACGGAAGCUUUUAAGGAAGACCAGUAAAAUAACUCCUAAAUUACCUUCCGAAGCUGUGAACAAUGGCUAUUCGUGAAAUUCUACUCCAGAUCUUCACUGGGUCGUCUGACUUUUCCUCUCGUCUUUUUGAAAUCGCUGAUAAUUUGGUGCACUGCACAGCUAUUUAAUUUCACAAUGUUUAAAAAUAACUCUGACUCUCCGCUCCAGCUCCCUGACCCGUGUUUACAUCGUGGCCUUGGAGGUCACACGAUCAAGCUCCAUGCCCCACCCAUUAAAUACGAAACGCAUGUAAAUCCACACACACAUAGUAGGCACGUGAAAGCAUUAACAUUACGGCACUUUUCGGUUUGUCAGCCGGCGAUUCAUGGGGAGUACGCUGCCGGCGUAACCGCAAUAAGACUGCAUACGUGGCGACAGCAGCUGGCUUGGAGUUGGAGCUUGGACACGUGCCAUGAUUUUCAACUCCUGGUUUUAAUUUCGUCCUUAUUUAAUCCUCGACGAAAUGGAUUCCAAGGGAACCCUCGCAUUUAUGAUAAUAUUGGGCGCUGUUGCAAUACGAUGGUGUGUUUCCUUGAAUCCAUACUCAGGUGCUGGUAAGCCCCCUAUGUUUGGUGACUAUGAAGCCCAAAGACACUGGAUGGAGAUCACGUAUCAUUUACCAGUCGGAGAUUGGUAUCACAAUACCAGUACUAAUGACCUGCAAUACUGGGGCUUGGACUACCCCCCUCUCACUGCCUACCACAGUUUGCUUUGUGGUUAUAUAGCUGAUAAAGUGAAUCCGGAUUGGGUGGCUCUCAAGGGGUCAAGAGGUCAUGAAAGUCCGGCGCACAAACUCUUUAUGAGAUAUACAGUACUGGUUGCUGACUUGCUCAUAUACAUUCCAGCUGUACUUGCUUUCUUCUUUUGGACAGUGAAGGACCGGUCAAACGUCCAGCUUCUAUCCUCUCUUGCGGUCACUCUUCUUUACCCUGGCCUUAUUCUUAUAGACUACGGUCACUUCCAAUACAACUGUAUCAGUCUUGGGUUCACUCUUUGGGCUGUUGUUGGCAUGGCAACUAACCGUGAACUCUUAGGGUCAGUCGCAUUUGUUCUGGCAUUGAACUACAAGCAGAUGGAACUCUACCACUCUGUUCCCUUCUUUUGCUAUCUAUUGGGCAGAUGUGUGUGGUCCAAGGAUGAAAUAAGGUUAUGGAAGCUGUUUAAGAUUGGUGCAUUUGUGAUUGCAGCUUUCAUUGUCUGCUGGCUACCAUUUAUCCAAGAUAUAAAACAGAUACUUCAAAUUAUCCAUAGAAUAUUCCCAUUUGCAAGAGGUUUAUUUGAGGACAAGGUGGCCAAUGUCUGGUGCUCACUAAAUGUACUCAUUAAACUCAAGAAUAAACUUAGCCAGCCUUCGCUCAUACAGCUUAGUCUUGCCUCAACCCUGAUCAGUCUAGCGCCCUCUGCUCUUCACCUUUUACUCAACCCAACUAUACAAAAAUUCAAGUAUGCUUUGGUCAACAGUUCUUUGGUAUUCUUCUUGUUUUCAUACCAAGUCCAUGAGAAAAGCAUAUUAAUAGUAGCAUUACCAGUGUGCCUUCUUCUUCAUGAGCAAAUCUUCUUGUGUACAUGGUUUCUUCUUAUAUCUGUCUUCAGUAUGCUCCCUCUACUGAUCAAAGAUGGACUUAUUCUUGCCACCGUCCCACUCAUGAUCCUCUUCUAUACCGUGUCAAAGGUCAGCCAAAGUUCAUGGGUCAACCCUCCAUCAGACAAGAGAGGGCAGUCUAUCAUCAAGGAUGUUGCUUUCUGGAGCUCUAUGCUGGGUGCCAUUGCACUCACAACAUGUAGUCUUGUCAUCCAGCCCCCGCAACGAUUCCCGGAUCUGUGGCCGGUCUUGGUGUCAAUGUACUCCUGCGGUCACUUCGUCCUCUUCCUUAUCUGUUUCAACUACCUGCAAUUCGCAGCCGAGGACAGUGGCCAAUUAUCAGCUACAGAGGGAGCUAUUCAUAGCAAGCAGGGCAUGAGGGACGGUUCCCACGGAAAUGCCAAGACAAAGAAAGGGGGGAAGAGGAAACAGAAAACAAACAAGACAGACUAGGGUUCAGCCAGCCACUGAUUACCUCCGAUCAAGCGAUUGUGUUUUGAAUUUACGGUAAAUUGCCAUUUGGUCUACUUUGUCUUUCCAUUUGGUCUCAUCCCAUUUGGUCUAAUCCUGCUUCAUCUACAACCAGCUCUUCUUCUAUCCAUUUGGUCCAAUUGCUAUUUAGCCCAUUUAUCAAUUUGUCGUAAUUUUUCGUUUGGCUACACCCGCUUUGUCUCUUAUUUAUUUGGUCUAAACACCACUGAGUCUAUGGUCUGUGUCUGGUUACACUAACUGUUUAAUAUGAAAGAAAGUGUGAUUUGAUUAAAGGGAAAGUUUACACUAACGAGAAAUACGUUUUGAUAAAAGCAACAAAAAUAGAGGAAUAUAUUGGUGAAGGUUUUACAUCCGCCAGCAGUACAAUGAACAAGUUCGGCACAUGAAUCAGUAGUAUAAGACACCAUACAGUCAAAUAGAUCCAAUAGAUACGAAGGCUCUCAGGGCUAGCCACCUUUAUUGUUUAAGUGUGCACAACCAUGUAGACUUUAAAAAAAAAUUAUUUAUCUAUUUAUGGGAUGGAACACCCUAUCAGGUAAUGCUGUUUUUCAUAGGGGUCGUAGGACUGUCCACUGACAUGCAAACCUGGGCCCCGUCUUACAAAGAGUUACGAUUUAUCCGAUCAAUCUCAAGUAUAUGGAAUUCCAAGUAUAUGUCAUAAUUUUUUCUUUAGGAAAACAAAGAGAAGCAUACUGAAUUGUCCAGAAAACAGUGACUGUAUGAAUAUACGUUUUUGUCUAGAAAAUAUUUUGAACAAACAUGUAUUUUAGAUGUUGACGUUGCUGGCUUUCCAUAGUUGCGAUUGAUCGGAUCAUUGCAACUCUUUGUAAGACAGGCCCCAGAUACAACUAGUACAACAAACCAGUACAACAUUUAUGUGAACAUGGCUACUUACAAAAUGCAGUGGUGAAAUCCAAAAUCUCAGGGUAUCAAAUGUAUGAAAAGUAUCACAAGAAAGAUUAAUUAAUUGUCUAACAGGUUCCUGAUCUGAAUAUAAAUAAAAAGAUAUCACAUAGCAGUGUAAACGAACAUUAUAUGCUUAAAUAUGAAAAAAAAAAACAGACAUACGCUCACACACACCCACCCUCACACACACUUACACACAACAACAACAAAAACAUAAUUUCUAGGCAUUUGUUUGUCCUCAUAUACACCUUUCCAUGAUGCUUUACGUACAAUAUCUGAUGCUUUAUGGUGAUGCGCCGGAAUAUUGUCUGCAGGUAAGCCGUUGACUAAGUGUUCCAGUGUAUCAUGAUUGUUGAGACAUGCUCGUAUGCACACAAUAUCAAUCUGUAGAAUGAAAGAAGCCCCUUUUUUUCUCUCUCUGUGUCUGAAUGAACAUUACUACAGCUUACGUUUGCUUCAGCUUAACCAUAUAAAAUGGGCAUAUUGUGCAAAAGUAUCAAAGAAGUUGCUUCUCCCUAAAUGACAAAAAUAUGACACAAAAUUGCACCAGUACAUAUUAUGUACAAUGACUGUAUACAUUUUAAUUUCAUAGGCAAGCUUUCGGUACAUUGCAAGUAACAAAUUGAACAGUGGAUCAACCUUAUUUUUACCACCAUUACGUGUAGUAUGCUUGAAAUAGUAACCACUAUGUACAUAGUUCAAGUGUUCUCUGCCUUCUGUUUGAAAUCUGCGGAGUGGAAAAGGUAGGCAAGUCAUAAAAUGAUGUGCAUAGUCAAUGAAUUUAAUCAUGUAAGGAGUAAUAUUUUUCCAUGUAUAGCGUGUACAACACAAUUGAUAAAAUUGCUCUGCAAAGCUCUGUGUACCUUGCUUGAGUUGCAUGAUCGUAACCCCAGCUGUAGUCCUCGGGUCGAAGAGAGCCAACAGGUUUGUCAUCUAACCGGACAGGCUGUGGUUCUUCUUUCAAAAUAGUAUACAUAUAUAAGGUUGAAUCAAAUAUUUUUGAUGCCAUAUCAUACUCUGUUAUUUGAUACAAAUCAGGAAAAAAUGUUCUUACUUUGUUUUGGGUCACAGCAGAUAAUUCUCGUUUGGGAACAACGUUAUGUAAAACAUGGGGAUAAUCAUCACUCCCGUCAAUAAUGCCAACAAUGCUGAGAGCAUUACCCUUGUUUAAGGAGAUUGGCUCUGGAUGACCACUUUUAUCAAAAUGUAUAUAAAAGUUGCCUUGACGGGCUCCUCUUUGGUUUAUAUUACACGUCAAAUUUUCUAGAAGAACCUUUCUAGUGCCCGCUCCUGUUUUUUCCUCGUUCUUAUUGCUUUCGAAAAGUAUCUUCUGAACUUCGAGGUUGAGAAGCUUUUCCACUAUCCUGGUAAAACCAUGCAUGGUGUCAAAAAUGACAUUGCAUAAUGGAAUGUGCGGAAAAAGGGACUCUUGGUGAUUCCUGUCAAGUACUACCUCUCUGUCUGUUCUACGCCCAUUUGGAGCCAACUCUUUUUUUCCCCUCUUUAUUGCACUCGUGGUAUAAAUUCCAUCCUCUUUCGGAUGUUGGACUCAAUUUGCCAAGACCCAUCUAAAACCUUUAUGAUGAACAUCUCAUCCCCACGCAAGUACAGGUGGGUCACAUUCUGUAAUCAUAUUGUCAGAGAGUUUACAUGCAGCUAGAUUUUCUUCUAAAUUUUCCCUUGAGUCACUCUCAUAAAAGAUGGCAAAUGAAUAUGUGUGGUCAGGGCUCUGGUAUGGAAUACUGUGUAAUUUUAAGUCGUGGUUUAGAAGUGACAAAGCCAAUGCAGUUGAAUGUCUACCCCCCAUUUCCCUGCCAUCCCCCCAUAUUCUGACACACAAUUUGUCUGAUAUGAAAUGGUAUUUAAAUGUCAAGAUCUGUAACAGGCGGGCAGGAUCUAGCCUCCACCCAGUUGCUGUACGACGUGGAAGGAGAAUACAGCGAAACUGAUUAAGGUAUUUCCUUUUUGUCUCCAAUUGUGUUGCAACAUUAGGCAAACUACCAGGGAUGGUUGUUCUCAGUUCAUUUAAUAGCCUUGUGCCACUAAAGUUGUCACGUAAGUCCUCUCCCGUUACCGGAUGUAAAGAUGUGUACAUAUCAUGAACAGCAUUCUGCAUUCCCCCCCCACCAGAUUUGGACUGUUUUUUAACACACAUAUCAAUCAGCUGUGUGACAUCUUCUGCCUGUAUGUCAUGUCUGGCCAAAUUCUCUUUUAAAGAACCUUUUUCCUCCAAAUUCGUCGAUAACUUUUCAGUUACAUGUAAGUCAUGUUGGUAGUGAAAACCAGCAACGUACAGUCGGUUGAGAUAGCAUUUCAACUCUUCAUGCAUUUGCAUCUUCUUUUCUGAAUCCCCUACCUGAAGACAUGAGAGAAGUACUAAACGUGCUUGGACAGAAAUAAAUUUCCUAUUACAAAAUCAAUCGUAUUGAACAUUCCAACAAACAUUGUCCCUUUCACAUAUCUAUCUAAAAUAUAAAGUUUCAAACAUGUAAACAUUUACAUAAUAAAAAAAACCCAUGCAAUUCGUUACACAAUACAAUAAAAACAGCAUUCUUCUUACCACAUACCCACUGUGCAAAUACAUGAAAUAUUUGUACCCCCUUCCCACAAUGACAUCCAUUAUACUUAUUUCACAGCAAAACACAUUGCUGCUAUUAAAAAUGUGUUUGAGUGCCCUGUUCUCUGAUUUUUACCUUCUGUUCCUAUUUGGAAGUUGUCGCAGCAGAAGCCGUAACAGUCUGUUGAUGUAGAAUUGGCUUGUCUUUUUUCCUUAUUGUAG